Molecule: messenger RNA, 1055 nt
Organism: Marmota flaviventris (yellow-bellied marmot)
Lineage: Eukaryota; Metazoa; Chordata; Mammalia; Rodentia; Sciuridae
Source: RefSeq, a predicted model, not a curated record
AGAGCCGGUCCCCAACAUGGCGGCCGCCUGGCCCUCCGGUCCUGUUUCUCCGGAGGCCGUGGCCGCCCACCUUCUUGGAGUCUUGUGGCUCGUGGCAGCCACCACGGGACCUUGGGGGGCUGUCGCUACCGCUGCCGCCGGGGGCGACGAGACGCUUAAGUGCGAGGACCUCAAAGUGGGGCAAUAUAUUUGUAAAGAUCCCAAAAUAAAUGAUGCUACGCAAGAACCAGUUAACUGUACAAACUACACAGCUCAUGUUUCAUGUUUUCCAGCACCCAAUAUAACUUGUAAGGAUUUCAGUGGCAAUGAAACACAUUUUACUGGAAAUGAAGUUGGUUUUCACAAGCCUAUAUCUUGCCGAAAUGUAAAUGGCUAUUCAUACAAAGUGGCAGUUGCAUUAUCUCUUUUUCUUGGAUGGUUGGGAGCAGAUCGAUUUUACCUUGGAUACCCUGCCUUGGGUUUGUUAAAAUUUUGCACUGUAGGAUUUUGUGGAAUUGGGAGCCUAAUUGAUUUCAUUCUUAUUUCGAUGCAGGUGGUUCUGGCAGGACUUUGAAUCACAUUGCAUCAUCUCCUACAGGGAAUCUGAUUAACAAUAAUCUUAUUAAUUCUAUUUCCUUGGAUAUAGUAAUUUGUCUAGUAAUAGAUAAUAAAAAACAGGCAGAUAAAUGAAAGUCUUUCUCUGGAUUUGGUAUAUAAACACUGGGGAAGAAUAUUUUACUUUUUUUGAGGAGCUGCUAAUGUGGGAAUAUGUGAAUCUCUAGCUUGUAAGUAUCAGUUGAGAAUGCCUGCCUGCAGAAUGAAGACAAGCGGAGCAAAGGAAACAGGCAGGGAGGCCAAACCCAGGGGCUUUGUGGGACACAGAAUUCAGUCCUUAACGCCUUGGUUCUUGAAGACUUUGUAGCUCUUCUUUUGAAUCUGUGAGCUACAUGAGCCACUCAGUUAACUUUUUUAUUUUGCUUAGAGUUGAAAUUUUAUGGCAAUUGAAACAAUUUUAUUAAUUACUGAGUAAAUUCAAAGCAUUAUGAAAUGUAUUUUUCAAAAUGAGCUAAUUUUUG